AUGUCCCUCCCAUCAACCUACAAAUCCAUCCACCUAGCAACCCGACCAAAAGACCACAUAACCCCCGAAACCUUCACCGUAAGACAACACCCAACCCCCUCCCCCUCCUCCCUCAAAGAUGGCGAAGUCCUCUUCCAACCAAACUACUGCUCCCUCGACCCCGCCAUGCGCGGCUGGCUCAACGACACAAGAUCCUACAUCCCGCCCGUAAAACUCGGCGCCAUCAUGCGCGGCGAAAGCGUCGGCCGCAUCAUCGCCUACCUCCAUUCAGGCUUGCGGGAUGAAGAAUUACUUUUGAAAGAUAACCUUAUUACGAAAAUUACUUUGCCCCCAAAUAGGAGACCUUCUAAUGCGCUAGGCGUGCUAGGGAUAACGGGGUUAACAGCGUAUUUUAGGAUUUUAAAUAUAGGAAAGGUAAAAGCUAGGGAUUUCGUAGUAGUUUCUAGAGCGGCGGGGGCGACGGGGAGUAUAUUAGUAGAAGAACUCGGAUUUGAUAGAGCGUUAAAUUAUAAGGGAAAGAAUUUUACGAAAGAGUUUCGGGAGGCGACGAAGAGGUUUAGAUUAAUCGAUAUGUUUUUCGAUAAUGUCGGAGGGGAGGUUUUAGAUUUAGCGUUAAGUCGGGCGAAGGAGCAUUCGAGGUUUGUAAUAUAUAGGGGGAUUUUACAGUAUAAUUCUAGGGAGAUAAAGGGGCCGAGGAAUUAUUUAAUAAUUGUUAGUAUAAGGAUUCGCAUAGAGGGGUUUGUAGUUUUUAAUUUUAAGAGGGAGUAUAAGAAGGCGCGAAAGGAUUUGGCGCUAUAG
Messenger RNA from Pseudocercospora fijiensis CIRAD86, 798 nucleotides. RefSeq lists its product as uncharacterized. Gene Ontology annotation, molecular function: oxidoreductase activity, acting on the CH-CH group of donors, NAD or NADP as acceptor. NCBI's taxonomy places the organism in Eukaryota, Fungi, Ascomycota, Dothideomycetes, Mycosphaerellales, Mycosphaerellaceae. The record is from RefSeq and is a predicted model, not a curated record. Bases 1 to 798 code for a protein of 265 amino acids. The transcript has 3 exons.